Sitophilus oryzae (rice weevil) is the source of this 2977-nucleotide messenger RNA. RefSeq names its product kinesin-II 85 kDa subunit-like. The record is from RefSeq and is a predicted model, not a curated record. Gene Ontology annotation, biological process: microtubule-based movement; mitotic spindle organization. The coding region runs from base 29 to 2971 and encodes 980 amino acids. Gene Ontology annotation, molecular function: microtubule motor activity; microtubule binding; ATP binding. The transcript is spliced from 13 exons. Lineage: Eukaryota; Metazoa; Arthropoda; Insecta; Coleoptera; Curculionidae.
UUUAACUUUGUCAUUCUGACAAAUUGAAAUGGUCACUAAUACAAUAAAAGUAUUUGCCCGAGUUAAAAAACAAAACGAUGAUAGAACUAAACGUUACGAAAUUACAGAACAUACAGAAGGCGCCAACAGUGACAUAUUUAUUUAUAACAGUUCAUUAAAGCGUGAUGGUUCAAGAUUUAGAUUUAAUAAGAUCUUUGAUCAAUACUCUAAUCAAGAUGAGGUGUUUGAAUUUAUGGCCAGACCUGUAGUAGAUAGUUUCUUGCAGGGUUUUAAUGGUACUAUAUUUGCUUACGGACAGACUGGAAGUGGUAAAACAUAUUCAAUGACGGGGUCUUCAAAGAAGUAUAAAUACAGAGGAAUAAUACCUCGGUGCUUGGAAUAUAUUUUUUCUAAUAUUGAACAGACUCAAGAUAAACCAACUACGUACAUCUCGUACAUAGAAAUAUACAACGAGAUUUGCUAUGAUCUACUUAAUCCCAAACAAUGCAAGGUAGCCGCAAAGCUAGAAGAAUUACCAAGAGUUGUAAUUUUCGAAGACAAAAAAGGAGAACCUCAUAUGCGAAACGUGAGUGUGUUAACAGUGGCAACUCAAGAAGAGGCCAUGAGACUCUUAUUUUUAGGAGAAACCAAUAGAGCUAUUGCUGAGACACCCUUAAAUGAAUAUUCAUCGAGGUCACAUUGUAUAUUCACCAUGUACUUGUCUUCGAGACAGACAGAAUCACAGAAACUCAGGCACUCCAAGCUGAACUUUGUUGAUUUGGCAGGGUCUGAAAGGGUUUAUAAAUCAAAAAUUACAGGAGCCAUACUAACUGAAGCCAAGCAUAUCAAUAAAUCUUUACAUUUUCUUCAGCAAGUGAUUCUGGCACUUUCACAAUCGAAAAGGGCCCAUAUUCCUUACAGAAACAGCGUCAUGACUUUUGUAUUGAAAGAUUCGUUAGCUGGAAACUGUUUAACAGUUAUGUUGGCAACCCUGUCCCUUGCUUCCAAAAAUAUUCAAGAGUCAAUAAGUACCUGUAAAUUUGCACAGAGGGUUUCAAUGAUAAAAACAGAACCAUUUAUAAACGAAAUUGAAGAUCCUUAUCAAGAAAUUGUACUGCUGAGAAAUGAAAUUGAAGAAUUAAAGCGACAGUUGAGGAAAAAUUCUUCCAAAUAUAUUAACUUGAACGAGAAAAAUAUUAAAGAUGAUGAAAAAAUGGAAUGUGAAAAUCUAGUAGAUACCUUUAUAACCAGCAGUAAUCCAGAUUUUAACUUUGAAAGAAAAUUAAUUGGAUAUUGCAUGCAGCUUAUGAGGAAAAAAAUAAAACUCUUAGAAAAAGAAAUCAAUAGUACAAAGGAAAAAACUAAAUUGGAUGACGAUUUACCAAAUGUAGAAUUCUCCAAAGCAGUAGAAAGUAGGAAAGGUCUAGAAACAGAAAUAUUAUCAGAAAAUUAUUCAGCCAGAAAAUAUAGUACCGAAAACAAUAGCAAAGAAAUUUUGUAUUACGAAAAUAUGCUUUCAUCCGCUCUAAAAAAAGCUAAAGUAUUGUCGGAAACUAUAGAAGAAUGCCAGAGUAAUAUAAAUUACAUAAAAACAAGAAUGGAAAAAGCAGACAUAAAUGAAAGACUUUUAUUAACCAAAGAUCUUGAGUAUCAACAAAAAACCUACAAACGUUGUAUUCUGGGAUUAAAGGAACUGAAAAAUGAAACCAUACAGUUAGAGUUUGGACUAAAUAAAGCGAAAACAAAACUUAAUGAAAAAAGUAAUUUUCAGGAACCAGAUAUUCUAAUUUUAGAUGAACAUCAUUCAAACCCUCACAAGGAUAAUUAUAGCGCUGAAAAUAUCAGUAAUGGUCAUUACGAGAGGCAACAUUGUUUUAAUUCUUCACACUACGAGUAUAACUGCAAUGAUUAUAACUUAAAUUGGAAUAAUACAAAUAAUAAAUCUGUAAGAAGUAUUCCUGUGAAUUACAGUGAUACAGUACAUAGUCUGAACCCUAUGCUUCAUCAAUAUACGACUGUCAACUCUUGCUUCAAUGAAAAAACAUUAUGCAGCUGUAGUUCAAAUCAGUGCCUCUAUACGUAUAAAAAUAAACACACUUCAACAGAUGAUGCAUGUGCCUUGGAUUUAAAUUGUAACUAUAAAAGUGAUUUUUCAAAGAGUUUACCUCAAUGUAAUUGUUUUUAUCAAAAGAACCAAAGAGUUUACAAUCAUUCUCGUUCCGAAAAUACUUGUAAUGAUUGUUAUGAACUAGAAAAUAUUAAACCAAAUAUAAAGAAACAUCAUUUAGUAACCAGUGAUAAUGCCUAUGAUAAAAUAUAUGCAACUGAUUUCAAAACCUGCAAGUGCAAUAAGUGUGAUGUCCCUGAAAAUUAUGGCUUUACCAAAACAGUUGUCAGUGCAGCUCAUGAUGAUCAUGAAGAUUGCAGCUGUCCUAGAAAUGAUUCAGUUACACUUCCGGCAUAUACACAGUGUAAUAACAUAGAUCAGUAUAAUUUAGAUGUUUAUGAGACUGACAGGAAAAACAGAAUUAUAGAAAAAAGAGGUGCGUCAAUGUACGAUAAGAGUGAACAUACUGUUAAGGUGCUCCUAGAUGAAUUUGAUGAAGGAGAUAAUGUAACUUUCGAUAAUAUUCAGUACCUAUUAACUUCACCACACUGUGAUGAAAAAGAUUUAGAUAAUAUAAAAGAUGAAUCUAAAUCUCAGGAAGAUAUUAUUUAUCAUUUGGAUGAAGAAAACAAUAAUAAUACUCUUACUGCCCUACGGUGUGAAGAACAACAAGUAGUGAAAAAACAAGAGGAAGCUACAAUAAUUCAAAAAAGUGUCGUUGAUCAUGUGGAUGAUGAAAAUAAUAUUAAAUAUGUUAAAAAGUAUGAGAUAUUUCUUGAUUCGGAUAGUAAAGAAUUUAUCAAGUUUAUGGAAACCAUUCCAUUAACAGGUGAUGAAGAAACUGAUAAAGAAAUUUGUAAUUUUUAUCGUUCAAAGUUUUUAUGAUAGAUA